GGCGGCCGUCUGAGCCGGGCGGGCGGCAGAUCGGGGCCGCCGGAGACGCGCGGCCGGACCUUCCGGGGCGCCGCUCCCCUCCCGAUUGCGGCUUCCCCGCGGCGGCGGGCUCGACGCGCCAUGGACAGGCCGGCGGCGGCGGCGGCGGCGGCGGCGGCGGCGGGCUGCGACAGCGGCGGGGGCCUGGGCCCGGGACCGGCGGGCGGCAGGAGGCCCCCUCGGGUCGCGGGGGGCCCCGCCGUCGGUUCCCGGCAGCCUAGCUUGGAGACUCUGGACAGUCCUACAGGAUCACAUGUUGAAUGGUGUAAACAGCUUAUAGCUGCUACAAUUUCUAGUCAGAUUUCAGGUUCAGUGACAUCAGAAAAUGUAUCCAGAGAUUACAAGGAGAUUCAGGAAGAACACAAUGGCUACCCUUCUGAAGCUGAAGCUGAUCAGGCUCUAAGGGAUGGAAAUAAGCUGGCACAGAUGGAAGAAGCGCCACUUUUACCAGGAGAAUCAAUCAAGGCCAUUGUGAAAGAUGUCAUGUAUAUCUGCCCAUUUGUGGGAGCAGUGACUGGCACCCUGACAGUGACGGACUUUAAGAUGUACUUCAAGAAUGUAGAAAGAGACCCACAUUUCGUCCUCGAAGUCCCCCUGGGAGUGAUCAGCAGAGUUGAGAAGAUUGGAGCACAAAGCCAUGGAGACAACUCUUGUGGCAUAGAGAUUGUGUGCAAGGAUAUGAGGAACUUGCGACUUGCUUAUAAACAGGAAGAACAGAGUAAACUCGGGAUAUUUGAAAACCUCAACAAACAUGCAUUUCCUCUUUCCAAUGGGCAAACACUCUUUGCCUUCAACUAUAAAGAAAAAUUUCCAGUGAAUGGAUGGAAAGUUUAUGAUCCAGUAUCUGAAUAUAAAAGACAGGGCUUGCCAAAUGAAAGUUGGAAAAUGUCCAAAGUAAACAGUAAUUAUGAGCUCUGUGACACCUACCCUGCCAUCAUUGUUGUGCCAACUAGUGUAAAAGAUGAUGAUCUUUCAAAAGUAGCAGCAUUUCGAGCAAAAGGUAGAAUCCCGGUGUUGUCAUGGAUUCAUCCAGAAAGUCAGGCAACAAUUACCCGUUGCAGCCAGCCGCUUGUGGGUCCCAAUGAUAAGCGCUGCAAGGAAGAUGAGAAGUACCUGCAAACAAUAAUGGAUGCUAAUGCACAGGCUCACAAACUCAUCAUCUUUGAUGCCCGGCAAAACAGCGUCGCCGACACAAACAAGGCAAAGGGUGGGGGCUAUGAAAGUGAAAGUGCCUACCCAAACGCUGAACUCAUGUUCCUGGAGAUUCACAACAUUCACGUCAUGAGAGAGUCGCUGCGAAAACUGAAGGAGAUUGCAUACCCGGCCAUCGAUGAGGCACGCUGGCUGUCCAACGUAGACGGGACCCACUGGCUAGAGUACAUUCGGAUGCUUCUUGCUGGGGCAGUAAGAAUUGCUGAUAAAGUAGAAUCCGGGAAGACCUCAGUCGUGGUGCACUGCAGUGAUGGCUGGGACCGAACAGCCCAGCUGACGUCUCUGGCCAUGCUGAUGUUGGACAGUUAUUACCGCACCAUUAAAGGAUUCGAGGCUCUCAUAGAAAAGGAGUGGAUAAGCUUUGGACAUAGGUUUGCACUGCGAGUGGGCCAUGGCAAUGACAACCAUGCAGAUGCUGACCGAUCCCCUAUAUUCCUUCAGUUUAUUGACUGUGUCUGGCAAAUGACGAGACAGUUUCCUUCAGCAUUCGAGUUUAAUGAAUUCUUCUUGAUUACAAUUUUGGAUCACCUUUAUAGUUGUCUCUUUGGGACUUUCUUGUGCAACUGUGAACAGCAACGACUCAAAGAGGAUGUAUCUACAAAGACUGUAUCUUUAUGGUCAUAUAUCAAUAGCCAGCUGGAUGAAUUUUCUAAUCCCUUCUUUGUGAAUUAUGAGAACCACGUCCUCUAUCCUGUUGCUAGUCUGAGUCAUUUGGAAUUAUGGGUAAACUAUUACGUGCGAUGGAAUCCACGAAUGAGGCCUCAGACGCCCACCCACCAGAACCUCAAGGAGCUGCUGGCUGUCCGCGCAGAGCUGCAGAAGCGGGUGGAGGACCUGCAGCGGGAAGUGGCGGCGCGCGCCUCAGCCUCGUCGGAGCGGGGCUCCUCGCCAUCGCACUCAGUGACACCCGUGCACACGUCAGUCUGACACUGCUGUCCCUGUGGCCCAGGCGGGGCUCCUGUGACGUUCCUCACGAAGCCCUGUGCCCGCCUCGUCUGGGUGGCGCUUCCCACCAGUGACGGAUCUGUGCUAGGGGACGGCCCCCACUCUCAUCAGUGCUGUUGUGCCAUCAACACGUCUUUCCCUCCUGCCAGCACUUGCCCAGGGCCGCGUGGGGGACCCUUGGGCGAGUAGAAUGCAGGGUUCAGGCUCAAGGUGGGACAUCCUUGUAAAAACCAACCCACCCCCUUUUAAAGGCUGCAUUGCCAGCCCCAGGGCCUCUUUCGGCUCUUAGCGCCAAACCCUAGGGCCUGACAAUUAACUCUUGGCUGGGGAAGACAGACCAUCACCAUCUCCCCAUGCCAGCAGUCCUGCUGCACCAGUUACCAGUGUGUACAUAUAAGGUAUUUUUUAAAAAGAGAAACAUACCUUUAUUUUCCUAUGUCCUUUUUUUUUUUUUAAAUGUUUAGUCACCGAAGGAGACACCUGCUUGACUGAACUGGGUGAGCAUGGUCAAGCUGGGCUCAUGCGAACUCUGCUGUGGUUCAUUUGAAUGUGGUCACCUCAGACCGUGUGUCCUGUCCUCCCCUGACUGUGGGACCUGCCUCCCGAGGCGGCCCAGGCGCCUGUCCCCUGCCCCUUGCUACUGCUGACAGCUGACUGUCAAGGCGGGUCUUCUCUCACCUGUUACCUGCUGUCUGAAGUAAUAGUUCUCGUUUCAUCAAGAUCCCUUCAAACUCAGUUUAUUCUUGUCACUGCAUUUUGGUACUUUAAAGCCACCACGGCACUGUGACUUUGGAUGCCAAAAGCAGAGCGCUCACCUCCCUCAGUUUCCUGGUCUCAGGGCCUUUUCCUGCCCAUCUCACAGCUUCUGUCUCUGGGCUCCAGGACUCCAUGAGCCUGAGCAGGCAUUCACUGACCAUCAGACGCUCCAUCCACUAGCACUAGAGCUCUGAACUGCUCUGGGUGGCGAGUCAGAGUCUUGCACAUUUGCACUCUGCCCUCCUCCUCCUUGUGCCCAGCACUGCGCCCAUGCCUGCCAGCCCCCAAGACCUCAUCCCCCCGGAGGAAUUAAGCUUGCCUUUGAGUGGAGGAGAGCUCACCGGGUGAGACCUGAGUGCAACUUCAUAGUAGUAUCUGGUUGGUUUCAAAUUACUGGAUGCUACCCAAAGCCCUUUGGUCAACUAAUAUUGACCUUAGUUUUGAAAACAUUCUUAAACGUUUUUUUACACUUAAAUACUUAAGAGAAUAGAUGUUUUUCAACUUGGAACCUUCUGAUUCUUAUAGAAAAUUAUCUGGUAUCUGUAAGGUAUCAUAUUUAUUCUAUGUAAUUUGAUAACCUAAAAAAAAUUCUCCAUUUUUACCAUCUGGGGGAUUUGUUUCUAAACUGCAUUUUAAUUGAUGUAACUUUUGAUUCCUGCUUCCAGAAUAGCUAAAAGCUUAUUUAUGAAUGGGUAUGCUGGAUUAUUCAUUGAUAUGUGGAUUUCUUACAAACAGGGACCCAUUUUUUUUCCUUGGAAAUAUCUAUACAUAAUCCCCCCGCUGCCCUAAGACCACUAACCUUGUUGUGGACUGGAUGAUGUUUUUGUGAACCAGAGAAGUCAAGGUCAGCUAUCCUGCCGCAGGGAUUGCACCUGCAGGGAGCUGCCCCACUCCACCCCUCCCCCUUCCACGUGCUGGGCCCUAGGAGGACCCCUAGAAGCUCCCAUUUGGUUUCAAAGCAGCACAAUAGAGCAUUUCCUUUGUGUCUUCCUAGCACAGAACUGUUUCUAAAACAACUUGAAGUAUAGUUUUGUUAUGUAAGCAAUUCUUUCUCGGUUUUAUUUAAGUGUACUAGAAUGUAAAACCUUUAUGGUUCAGGUUUUUAAAGACUGGUACAGUAUGAUAUUUGCCUCAUCUGAUGCACUGUAUUUCAAUCUGUAAUUAAAAUAAUGUUUGCUCCGUGGUCUCA
Molecule: messenger RNA, 4141 nt
Organism: Bubalus bubalis (water buffalo)
Lineage: Eukaryota; Metazoa; Chordata; Mammalia; Artiodactyla; Bovidae
Gene: MTMR1
Product: myotubularin related protein 1
Exons: 16
Coding region: 121-2178 (685 amino acids)
Biological process (GO): phosphatidylinositol dephosphorylation
Molecular function (GO): phosphatidylinositol-3,5-bisphosphate 3-phosphatase activity
Source: RefSeq, a predicted model, not a curated record